CACACUUGGUAGCAAAUCUCCGCCAGCAACAAAACUCAAAUUUGAAUUGUGGGACAAUCGACAGAAAUAGUCAAAAUGUAUGUGAUUUCCACUUCAAAGAAGACUGUGCUAUCCGACUUUGCGGAUCUGGAGACAAAGUCCGAGUAUGUGCACAAAAGUGGAGAGCUCGUCGACUUCCAGUUUAAUGGCCAGCGAAGGGUCUUUGUCGAGGUGGAUAAAAUGGCGGGCUUGGCUGUGAUGCGAAUAAAGGAGAAGGAGGCAAAGGCUCCCGAGAUCCAGCGAGUCCGCAAGCUGACCAUCGACAAUGCCUACUGUGUGGCCUGUGCCAAGCAAUCGCUGGAGGAGAUCGCCGUGGGCCAGAGUGGUUGUGUCAAGCUCUACAACUUCCGGACUGCGCAGCUGAUCCAUCGCUUUCCGGCGGAUCCGCAGAGGAGCACUGUCCUCUACAUGGACUACAACAACAGGGAUGACUGUAUUGCCGCUGUGCGCGAAGGCGGGGACAUUUGCAUUCUGGGCAUCAAGACCAAGCAGAAGACCAACACCUUCACCAUCGAUGGCGACUCCACUCUGGUGCGGUUUCAUCCAAGCAAGCGUUUCCAGCUGUCGAUCGCCUCCUACAAAGGCGCCGUGACAGUGUACGAUGUGCAGGGCAUGCGAAAGAUCUUCCACGCCAGCGAGGCGCACAGUGCUCCCUGUAGGGACAUCAGCAUGUGUGCCACUCAGCCCGCGCUGCUGGUCAGCGUGGGCUACGAUUGCAAGAUCAACAUCUUCGACAUCCGGCGGAAUAGAGCUCAAGCUUCCACGGAUCGGUUGACCUACUCCCAUCCGCUGUCCACGGUGGCGCUGAGUGACUGCGGCACUUACCUUUGUACGGGAAACCUUAAGGGCGAAUUGAUUGCCUACGAUAUGAGAAGCACGAAAGCUCCGUUGGCCAUUAGAAGUGUUCACGAUGCGGCUGUGACCCGGGUGGCUUUUGUGCCCAUGCCUGGCGGAGAUAACCAGCAGAACAGCAGCCUAAAUGGCUCGGGCAAUGCAACUGGAUUGGGAACCGAAGCUCCUCGAGGCGAGCGUUCUUCCAGCGAGGAGCUGCGCAAAUCCAUUGCUACUAAUUUGCAGCAGAUAAGUUUCGGUGUAAACAAUUUGGGCUUAGCGGUGGCGCCGCCUGCUAUUGCUCGCCGGGAUUCCUUUUGCGACUUUUUGGAUGCCCAAGGCCCGAGGGCAGUGGAUCGCAUGUCCACGCGUUUGGGCACCUCCUACAGGGACAGCUUCGAUUGGGAGACCCUCAACCGGAAACCCAUCCCCAACGAGACUGUUCAGCGCCAGAGCCUUUGUGCUCCAGGGGGAUCUGGUCUCAGCUCGGUGGACAACUCCUGCAACAGCUCCAAUGCGGAGUCACUGCAACAGACCUUGAGCGGCCAGCUAAAAGAUCGGAGCAACAUCUCCGGGGAGGUAAAGUUAAUGAAGAUAGCCGAAACAGAUGAGCACAGCGAGGAGCAGUCGGCAAACAUUUCCGUGGCCAGCAGCACGGGCAGCGACAAGGAGAAUCCCCCGCCGCCGGACGCCGAACUGAAGCGCCAGCUGCGUUUGCUCUCGGCCAGUCGCAACAGUACCCCACAUCAUGCCAACGUCACACCACAGUUAUCGAGCACGCAGCUGAAACCGCAGAAAUUGCUGGCCAAAUCUUCCAGUGGGCUAUCCGCCCAAAUAGAUGGCGAUUGGCGCAAGGAGUUUAGCGAGCUGAAGGAGUUUGUCGACCAGCGCUGCGGACAGGUGGAGCGGGAACUGGAGUACUUAGGCCAGUACAACCAGAAGAAGAUGGAAUCGCAGAUGAACCAUCACACGAGGCAGUAUCUAGAGAGCACAGUGGAGAUCCGAGACGCCCUCGCCUUACUUCUCCGAGGAGAUAGCUUUAUGCGCGAGUUUUCGCGUCUGCAACAUGAGAACGAAAUGCUGAGGGCCCAAGUUAAGUUUUAUCAGAGGCAGGAGCAAACUGAAUCAUGCGAAGAAUGAAAUGCGAUCUAAGUGCACAUGUUCAGUAAACACAUUUUUUAAUAAGUCCAUUAAUUAUUUAGAUAAUGUUAGUCAGUUUUGUAAUACAUUUAAAAUUAUUUGUGAGACACGAGAAACAUUUUCUGAAAUACGCAAAGCGAUAAAGGAAUGUAAUUUAAUAAGAUAGAUAAGGUAUUUAUAAAAUAAAUUUAAAAAGUGGC
Molecule: messenger RNA, 2210 nt
Organism: Drosophila elegans
Lineage: Eukaryota; Metazoa; Arthropoda; Insecta; Diptera; Drosophilidae
Gene: Grip71
Exons: 4
Coding region: 76-2010 (644 amino acids)
Biological process (GO): mitotic cell cycle; microtubule nucleation
Cellular component (GO): ciliary basal body; pericentriolar material; centriole
Molecular function (GO): gamma-tubulin binding
Source: RefSeq, a predicted model, not a curated record